AAGGCACUGAUUUGAGACCCCACUAUUACACUCAAAGAAGAAGAGGAUCGUUUGGGAAAUGGCGGGUGUUUUGGAAGAAAAAGAACGUUUACGACUUGUUUAUGCUUCAUUGCAGGCUGCCUCUUGCCCCUUCGUGGAGGGCCUGAACCUACAGGAGGCAGACAGCAUGCUGCAGCUGCUGUGUACUCCCUCUCAUCACCGCACCGACAUACUGGCAUGGAUCUGCAGCAGUAUCAACCCAAAUUUUGCCACUUCCAAGGCGAUGUCAAUGAUAUCCAAAGAACCAGACGUUUUGACUAAAGAAAUGGCUGUGCUUGGGCAGGAGCUGAUGCUGUGCAAUGCAGGUGACCUGGACCUGAUCAGGGGCAAUGCGAGUCCUCGCCGGCAGCUUCAGUUCAUGGAGCAGCUUUUGAGUCUAGUCCCAGGCUGCAAGAAGUCUGCUGAGCACAGAAUGGAUGAAGAGAUGCUAGUUAACAAGAUCUUCGCUGCUGAGAAUCUGCCUUACCUCGCGCAAAUGCUCAAACCCACAUUCAACCCCUGGCCCGCACACCUCAAGGCUUUAUGCAAAGGAACCAAGUCAUGUUAUAAGCCAAGUAAAGAAGAGGAUGCUGAUGUUGCCACCCUUCUACAGUUGACUCAGUCAGCACUGAAACAACUAGAGUCAGAGUGUGAGUUCCUGAAUAAUGAAGCUCAGAGUCCUGGCAUAUUCUCUCCAAGUUCAUUGCGCGUGGCGGCGUGUGACCUCCAGCAGUUGAUGGCUACUUUCUGCCAUGUUUACGAAACUGACCUGAGAACUUACUGCGGCAGAGACCCCCCCAGCUUCAGCACAGAGACCGAUGUCUUCCGGAGAGUACACCAACUACUGCUGGCCUGUAACACGGAGUUGGAAAUGCUAAAUGAAGUAUCAGAAGCUUCUGCGUCCAUGAAUGAGGAAGUAAACAGGCUACAAACACAGCCUCGCUACUGGAGGAGAGGAGAGAAGCACACGUUGUCAGACCAACUGGAAGAAGUUAGCAGGCGAAGUAGAGAGUUUCUCUCUCUGCUUCAUUCCUGAUGGCGAGAAGUUCAAACCAUCAGGUGAAUGCUGAUUAACUGCUGAUCUGAGUAGAAUAAUGCAGUAACAAUGGAAGGAGAGUCUGACCCAUACUUGUGUUAUAAUAUUGAACACAAAAGUGACUGUUGUUUGAUUUCACAAAUGUUAACCAGUCAGAUCCACUGUUGCUCAGAUACAUUUCAGCAAAACUCACUCAUCUCUCUGUACCUGCGUCAUAGUGAAAAUUUGGAUGUUGCUUACUGUGUUUUUUUUUUUUUUUUUAAACUUUAAAUUCACUAUGUUUAAGAUGUUGGGCAAGUUUUGUCCUAUCACAUAAAUUCACAUAAUACUAGCAACAGUAUAUUCCAUGUAAUUAUGAGUAGAAUGGAUGUUUCAGUGGAUGGGUUUGUUAGGAUGAUAACUAUAUAAUCAGAAUUAAACAUUCAUCCUUUUCCACCCUAUUGUCCUUUGCAGAAGUCAGUAUAAAUGUGUAUAUAGUAUUACUAAAUAAAUAUAGAUACUAUAAAUUUCGAGUGUCAUUCCAACA
Molecule: messenger RNA, 1580 nt
Organism: Lates calcarifer (barramundi perch)
Lineage: Eukaryota; Metazoa; Chordata; Actinopteri; Centropomidae
Gene: haus7
Product: HAUS augmin-like complex, subunit 7
Exons: 9
Coding region: 59-1054 (331 amino acids)
Biological process (GO): spindle assembly; centrosome cycle
Cellular component (GO): HAUS complex
Molecular function (GO): microtubule minus-end binding
Source: RefSeq, a predicted model, not a curated record